This is a messenger RNA of Miscanthus lutarioriparius, 513 nucleotides long. The record is from the annotation of a GenBank genome assembly. Lineage: Eukaryota; Viridiplantae; Streptophyta; Magnoliopsida; Poales; Poaceae.
AUGCUGACGCCGCUCCAGGUCGCGGUCGCGGUCGCGGUGGUGGUCAACAUGCUGCUGGCGUCCCCGGCGGCGGUGCUGGGCAUCGUCACCGACGAGGACUGCAAGUGCUUCAUGUGCAUCUGCGACCUGGACCCGCACCCGCUGCCGCCGGAGGUGCCGACCCACCACCCUCCACCGGAGCAGCCGGUGCCAGUCCCCUCGCCGCCCCCGCCCCCGCCCUCGCCCUCGCCACCGCCGCCGGCGCCGGUGGUGGUCCCCGCGUACUACCCUCCACCGACGACCGGGUACUACUACUACAACCCGCCGCAGCCGUACGGGUACCCGUGGCCGACCACCACGUACGGGUACGGGCCACCGGCGGGGGAGAUGUACCCGCGGGACUACGGGCAUGAGUCCAAGUCCGGUGCGGCCCGGCGGCACGGCGGCGGCUGCGGGCGCGCCAGUUUGGUCCUCGCCGUCACGCUCGCGUCCGCGGUGCUGGCUCUGCUCCUGCGCCCUGCAGCGGCAGCUUGA